Messenger RNA from Cuscuta campestris, 1163 nucleotides. NCBI's taxonomy places the organism in Eukaryota, Viridiplantae, Streptophyta, Magnoliopsida, Solanales, Convolvulaceae. The record is from the annotation of a GenBank genome assembly.
CCCGCCGGAGGAAAUCCCAAUCCCUUUCGUAUUCCCUAGGGUUCAAUUCUAUUCGUUGCAGAAAUUAAAAUGAAUUGAUCGGAGCUCUAACAACUCGCCGGAGAACUGAUCGAUAUUUAUAUGGAUGGAAUGUUCGGCUUUCAUUCCGCGCCGGACUACGCCGACCGGCACCUGAUGUCGCCGGACGAUCUGUUCGACUGUAGCUACGGCAUGAUUGUUCCUUCCGUCGAUCGGAUUCCGAUGUGCUGCUCCGACGACCUUCCCGCCACCGGCAGCUUCCAUUGCUCCGUGGAUUCCGAAGCGGCGUCCGUGACUCGGCGAGGCGGGAGUCGGCUCGAGGAUGCGGCGGCGGCGGCGGAGGGCCACGGCGGCUACGAAGACGGCGGUAUUGGCUUAAUCAAAGAUAGAAUCGCGUCCCAUCCUUGUUAUCCGAAGCUUCUAGAAGCCUACAUCGAUUGCCAGAAGGUGGGAGCGCCGCCGGAGAUCGCAGCGUUUCUGGAUGAAAUCCGGCGAGAAAACGAAUUGCGUAAGCAUGACGGCGUCGUGUCUACGUGCUCAGGAGUUGAUCCAGACCUUGACAUUUUCAUGGAAACCUACAGUGAAAUGUUAGUGAAAUACAAAUCAGAGCUCUCGAGGCCGUUGGACGAAGCUAUGACCUUCCUCAACAACAUCCAAUCUCAACUUCAAAAUCUCUGCAAAGACGAUGGUGUGCCUUCCUCAGAUGAUGAUGAAAAUAGCGAUGGGGAGAUGGAGGAAAAUGAUGUCGGAGGCGACGAUGUUGUUAUGAGCGGUGAAGAUCGAGAACUCAAGAACAAGCUCCUGCGGAAAUAUGGCGGCCAUAUAAGUAACCUUAAAUUCGAAUUCUCAAAGAAAAAGAAGAAAGGGAAGCUCCCAAAAGAUGCAAGACAGAUUUUGCUUGAGUGGUGGAAAGUUCACUAUCGAUGGCCAUAUCCUACGGAGGGAGACAAGAUAUCUCUAGCGGAAAUGAGUGGGUUAGACCAGAAGCAGAUCAACAAUUGGUUCAUAAACCAAAGGAAGCGACACUGGAGACCCUCCGAACACAUGCACUUGGCUGUCAUGGACAACCUCGCCGGACAAUUCUUCUCCCUUAAUGACUAGUUAUUAAUCAUUAUUACAAUUAAUAAUAAUUAUUAUAUUAAUUG